AUGGUGUGAUCUCACCUCCAGAUGUUGCUCAGCUCUCUGCUCAGCUCUUUCUUCUCCACACUCACGACUGACUGAACUGGACCUGAGUAGCAACAACAACAUGGAGGAUUCAGCAGUGAAUCAGCUGUGUGAGGGGCUGAGGAGUGAAAACUGCAAAUUAGUGAAACUGCACCUGACUGAAUGUCGUCUCACCUCCAGAUGUUGCUCAGCUCUCUCCUCAGCUCUUUCUGCUCCACACUCACAACUGACUGAAUUGAACCUGAGCUAUAACAACAUGGAGGAUUCAGGAGUGGAUCAGCUGUGUGAGGGGCUGAGGAGUGAAAACAGCAAAUUAGAGAAACUGAACCUGUGGUCAUGUGGUCUCACCUCCAGAUCUUCCUCAUCUCUCUCCUCAGUCCUCUCUUCUCCACACUCACAGCUGACUAAACUGGACCUGAGGAAAAACAAACUGGGAGAUUCAGGAGCUCGUCAGCUGUGUGAGAGUCUGCGGACCCCAGACUGUAAAUUAAAGACACUGAGGCUGUCUGCUAAUGAGAUCAGUGAGAGUGAGAAGAGGAACCUGAGGUCACUACAGGAAGAGCUGAACAGGACUGGACGGCAGCUGGAUAUCAAGAUAUUAUAAGACUGGACAUGCUGAUCAACUGACCC
Messenger RNA from Erpetoichthys calabaricus (reedfish), 648 nucleotides. RefSeq names its product NACHT, LRR and PYD domains-containing protein 3-like. Gene Ontology annotation, cellular component: cytoplasm. The transcript is spliced from 4 exons. The record is from RefSeq and is a predicted model, not a curated record. The coding region runs from base 101 to 622 and encodes 173 amino acids. Gene Ontology annotation, molecular function: protein binding. Lineage: Eukaryota; Metazoa; Chordata; Cladistia; Polypteriformes; Polypteridae.